AUGGAAGAUCUUAGAUGGAGUCAACAGUACGCCAACUCUUUGGAAACGAAAGACGAAUUUUCCCAAGGGACGCUGAAACUCCAACUGAGUUUUUCCGACGGCUUCACGCCCGCGAGACGCUGCAAGUGAGUAGGAAAAUUGAUAAAAAUCAUACUUUCAUCCCAAAAAUUUGCAACCUUGAACUGUUUCAGGACUUUUCGUUGAAAAAUCUCAUUUUUUCGAAUGUGGUUGUCAAAUGAAUUUCAAAAAGAGGCAUGCAAAAAUAGGGUUUUGUUUUUGUUUGUUAAAAAAAUUUAAUUAUCAAGGUUAAAAGAUAAUUGCAGUCCUGAAAAGAACAUAAACUUUCCUUUUAUUAAAAAAAGAACCCUAUCUAAAGACCGUAAUACGAAAAAAUCGGAAAAUUCGUCGUUCGAAAUUUCGCCGAUUUUUAUUUCAUACGAGCGUAAAACAGGUCGAAAGUGAUGUAUGAGAGUUCAGAAACAUUUUUGAAGAAAAAUUCGUAGUGAAACGAUGAAAUAGAAAGGAGGUUCAAAUAUUUUUAGCACGGAAUGUACCCUGUGUAUAUGCGAGUCGAGUGUCUUCCUAAAAGAAGAAAAAGCGGACCACCGAUACAUGAUUUUUGGCGGCAAUAGCCACAUCAAAGGAAAGCUAUGAGCCUAAACGCUUACGAUUUGAUGUUUGGGAGGUUUAGUUUAGAAAGAAGCGUAAAUCGUUGAAGAAAAAUAGCAUACAGAUUGAUAAACGAGAUCAGAACACUCUGCAAGCUGAUUUUCCGUUCUACCAAAACAAUAAGAAGUGGAUAAUUAAAAUAAAUUGGAUUAUCAUGUCAGCGGAUUUGAAAGUAAAAAUUUUCAAAAAGUUUGAAAUUGUAAUUCAGGCCGCACGUACUCUAUUCAAUGGAGUCCCUAACUGGCAAACUGAGAAAAGGAUAUCCCUGUGCCCGGGCACAUACAGGACUCUUCCUCGAUUUUUUGAGAGCUUUUUCUCAGAAGCCUAUGUGGUUUAGCAGAUAAUCUCUCAGUUUUUGAUAGUUCUUACUCAAACCUAUAAGCCACCAUAGUUUCAACGAUAUGCGUACUCGAGCCCGAGAAGUUCCGUAGUCAGAUCUUCAUAGUUGGAAAAUCACCAAAGUUUGCUCGCCCUGCAAGUUCGAAAACAUACAGUACCGCUCAAAAGUAUAUUAAGUUUUUGUUGUUUGAGGGAUAUCUCAGCGAGUACUUAUCCGAUUUAUAUAUAACUUUCAGGGAUUAUGUAAAAUAUACUUUAAAACAUAUACGGUAUACACAUACAUGUCCGCUGAUCACUGCGACGCGUUUUAGGAAUGAUUUCCAAUGUAUGCUUUUAUUUUAUUUAUAUUAAAUGUUUUAAAAGUAAUAAUGUUGCCAUACGUCAUGUUUUUCAGACAUGAGGAAGAACCUCUGGGAAAAAAGAUUUGACUGAUAACGACAAAGAGCCAUCGUUGUGGGUCGUCAAAAUGGACUGACCAUGAUGACGUUGGCAGGAAUGUUCGGCGUGACAGAGGCUUGCAUUUCUCAGUUCCUGAAGCGUCAGAAAGCUCAAGAUGGCACUGGUAGAGCCAACGCACUGAAAAGACCACGUGUCAUUGAUCGUAAUGGUGAUAGAAACAUUUUGAAGACGUCUAGAACCAAUCAAGACUCACCGCCCUGCGAUCAGACGGGAAGUUUUCUCGAAUUCGCCAUCUCCGCCAUCCGUCUCGACCGUGAAACGACGAUGCUGCUGGAAUCAUGGGAAGACGUGCAGUGAAAAACCGCUGAUUUCUGAAAGAAUCGAGUCACCAGGGUGAAGUGGGCGAAGGAGCAUCUCAACUGGACCCGUCAAGACUGGAACAAGAUUCCGUGGUCCGACGAAAGCAAGUUCCUCCUCUUCGGAAGUGACGGAAUUCAGUGA
This is a messenger RNA of Caenorhabditis auriculariae, 1908 nucleotides long. The record is from the annotation of a GenBank genome assembly. Lineage: Eukaryota; Metazoa; Nematoda; Chromadorea; Rhabditida; Rhabditidae.